AUGGAUUUGAAUCAAAAACAACAAUUAUUUACAUCAAAAACUAUUUUGGCACCAAUGGUAAAGGCUGGAAGAACACCUCUACGCAUUCUUGCAUUAGAAUAUGGAGCUGAUCUUGUUUAUACUGAGGAAAUUGUUGAUCAACGACUUCUAAGCUGCAAACGGAUCGAAAAUGAGUCCCUUGAUACAAUUGAUUAUAUGAAUGGCGAUGAUGUUGUUUUAAGAAUUGCUGCAGUUGAAAAAGAAAAAUGUGUUUUACAAAUUGUAAGGUUUUUAUUUUUUUUUAAAUUCAAGAAAUUUCAGGGUUCAAAUUCUCCAGAAAAUGCUGCUGAAAUUUGUCGUCGAUUUUCUAGUGAAUGUAUGGCAAUUGAUUUAAAUAUGGGAUGUCCAAAACCUUUUUCUGUUCAUUCUGGAAUGGGUGCUGCUUUGUUGAGUGAUCCUGUUAGAGCUAAAGAGAUUUUAACUGCAAUGGUUGCUGCUGCUCCUUCUAUACCUAUUACUUGCAAAAUUCGUCUAUUAGAUUCGCCUGACAAAACUAUGGAAUUCGUCAAAAUGCUCGAAAGUUGUGGUCUUUCAGCAAUUGCUAUUCAUGGCCGUCAACGCAAUGAACGCCCAAAUAAUGAAUGUCGUUAUAAUGAAUUGAGGGAUAUUUCUCGUUAUUGUUCAACUCCAGUAAUUGCAAAUGGAGGCUCUUCAGAUAUUCAAACAUUUAAAAAUAUUGAAGAAUUCAAAGAAUUAACAGAAGCAAAAAGUGUAAUGAUUGCAAGGUCAGCAUUUACAAAUCCUUCAAUAUUUUGUGAAAAUGGAUUGAAUUCAAUGCCUGUUGAAAUUUCAAAAUUUUUAGAAAAGGCCAGCCAAUUUGACGAGAACUAUACUGCUGCAAAAUAUGUUGUGCAAAGGAUAUUGGGCAGCCAACAAGAAUUUGAUCCAAAAGGAAAGGCUACAGUUAAUGCAUCAACUCUAAAUGAAAUCUGCUCGAUUUGGGGAGUUACUGAUCAAAGGAAAAGUAUACACGAACAACAAUUACCCCAAGAAAAUCAAAUUGAAGUUAUUGAAAAAGUUGGUGGUGGAUUAAUUACUUUUGUUCUUUUGAAUGAUGUUUGGAUGGCAAAUUUGAGUUUUGCUCCCGCUAGACUAAAACGAGGAGUUGAAGGCGCAUCAACACCCAAAUGCAUUCUGCACAAUUAUUGUCGAGAGAAGUUACUAGCAGAGCCUUUAUAUAAUUCGACAAAAAGAAUAGAAGAUGGACGUUUUACAGCAAUUUGUUCUGUGGCAAAUAAAAAAUUUUCUUCUCCAAUAUCGCAACCAAAUAUUCGAAUGGCCGAACAGGUCUCAGCAUUAGUCGCACUUUAUGGUCUAAAAAGUAGGCAUAAAUUAAAGGGGAAUUGGGAAGAUUAA
This is a messenger RNA of Meloidogyne enterolobii, 1395 nucleotides long. Lineage: Eukaryota; Metazoa; Nematoda; Chromadorea; Rhabditida; Meloidogynidae. The record is from the annotation of a GenBank genome assembly.